Asparagus officinalis (garden asparagus) is the source of this 4036-nucleotide messenger RNA. Its product is annotated as anthranilate phosphoribosyltransferase, chloroplastic-like. Gene Ontology annotation, molecular function: anthranilate phosphoribosyltransferase activity. The record is from RefSeq and is a predicted model, not a curated record. Bases 2880 to 3575 code for a protein of 231 amino acids. The transcript is spliced from 18 exons. Gene Ontology annotation, biological process: L-tryptophan biosynthetic process. Gene Ontology annotation, cellular component: cytosol. Lineage: Eukaryota; Viridiplantae; Streptophyta; Magnoliopsida; Asparagales; Asparagaceae.
CAAGGAAACCGUUCUAGUUCUUCUACAUGUGGCAGUGCUGAUGUGCUCGAAAUUUUGGGUGUCAGCAUUGAUUUGGGCCCUGAGGAUGUGAGAAGAUGUGUGGAGGAAGUAAGGAUAGGUUUCAUGAUGUCUCAAUAUAUCAUCCAGCAAUGAAAAUUGUUAGUCCGGUGAGGAAGAAGCUCAAAGUGAAGACGGUCUUCAACGUUCAAGGUCCUAUGUUGAAUCCAGCAAGAGUACCCUAUGAUGUUGGUGUUUACAAUGAAGAUAUAGUAAUGAAGAUGGCUAAAGCAUUGCAACGAUUUGGGAUGGAAAGAGCAUCGGUAGUUCAUUCAAAGGGUUUAGUUGAAAUAAGUCCACUUGGUAAGAUCUCAUCAUUUAUGCGUAUCUUUCGGUGAGCAAUCUUCUCAGUUGUUUCUUUUUGUCUAGUCUAUAUUUUUUCUUACAGAUUUUUAUUGGUUAUUUAUAAUAAGAUUUUAUCUCAUAAGCUCUUAGUUGGCUCUAUAAUUAUUGCAGAACCCGGAUAUCUCCUUGAUGUGACACUAACAAAGAUUGACAAGUUCCAUUUUGAUUCAUGGACCCUAGGACACACUCACGCAGGCGAGAUCAAGGCAUAGGCGGAUCUCGAUCCCCACUGUAGGCGGAUCUCGAUCCCCACUGCAGGCGAAACUCGCCCUCACCUCUCCAGCAAGCGAUCAACUCCACAGGCGAGUUCAGCCCUCGCCUUACACGCCCGCAGGUGACCCCAUCAGGCGAUUUCGACCUCGCCUUCAAGCCCUUGCCUGUCCACGAACGCCUCCGCAGGCUAGCUCCGAUGCAUGCCUCGCCCAAGCUUCUCUUCGCCUGAGCUCUGAUCAUCGAGCAUCGCCUCCACCAGCAAUCGUCACUGCCGUCGCCGUCGCCGACGAGGUCUUCUGUUCUUCUCCAGUGCACUUUGGUAUUCCUCGCUGCACCCUUCCAAGCCUAAAAGGAUGAGGUCUAGAAUUCAAUGCCGGAGUUCUUAGGAACGUACUUUCUGGUGAAAAGGAUCUAUUGCAGAUGCUAUUGUGCUGAAUGCUGCAGCGGCUCUUUUGGUGAGCGGCCGAGCGAGCAGCUUGGCCGAAGGGGUGGCACUGGCACAAGAGACCUAACAAUCCGGCGAAGCCACUCACAAUAUUCUAUGUAUUAGCGUCUCGAUCAACUAUACACAAAUAACAAUACAAAUUCAAUUCAAUUUAAUCCCAUACAAUUAAGUCAUGGGAUUCUGUAAUUCCACUCCACACACAAAUUGGGAAAGUCAUAAUAGUGACAAUAUAGCAGCAAUAAUAGUAUAAUGUAAGAAUUAGGAUUAUUUGCACUUUGAUACUCAAGAAUUACAUCAUUUUAAACUUAAAUACCCAUAAGUUUUUUCUCCACCACUUUGAUACAACGAAGAUUUUUCCCACCAUUUCAUACCCAAAAGUUUGCACCUCUUAUAAUGUUAAUACUUCAAAUUUUUUUUCAAAUUUUUUCUCGACAUCUUGAUACUCGAUCUUUACACCCCUUCUAGCCUUGAUAACCCGAACUUCUGUCUUUGACACUUAGACAUCCUAUAAUUUACAUUGUAUAAAAGCUAGAUGAUUUUUUCUUUUUCUUCCGGAUUUGCCAUUCACUUUUCAAUUUAUCUUCAUUUUUAACAUCUAAAAUUUGUUUUGGACCAAGGAUAUUUUAUGGAGUUCAGGCCAAAUUUCAUCAAAUACUAUUCAACACAAUUCCGUCCUUCGGAUAUUUUCUCUCUACUUCUUGGACUUCAGGGUAUUUUGGGAAAGUAAACCUUAGCCCUUUUUUUUGUUGGCCCUCCCCCUCUUCCAUUGCAGUAGGAUGGGAGCAGUAUGGCCUUCGCUGAGAUCAUGUGCACUGCCGAUAACCCCUUCGUCAUCCGCCGCCACGCCAUAUUUGACGACGCCGGCGAGAUCCAGAUCCUCGAGUACAUCGAGAACCGCCGCAUCGAGAGCCAGCCCUUCUCGCGUGGGAUCAAAGUUGGGACGCUCUAUGUAAACCCCCGUCAAAUUUUUCUCAAUUCCUCGCUCGAUCAAAACCAUCGCCCGCGUUCAAAGAAAUAAUAAGGCUCUCCCGAACCUGCAGAGUGGAUUACCCUAGCUUAAAGCUGGUCAUCGUAGGAGCCGGAGGCAUAGGUGGUCGAUCGAUCGAUGGAUCUAAGACGAUGAUUUUUAUUUGUUUUGGGUUUUUUCGGUUCUAAAUGGAGAUCUAGGGUUUGAUACGGUUCGAUCUGUUUUAGGGAAGACUACUUUCAAAAAGAGGCAUCUUACUGGAGAAUUUGAGAAGAAAUAUGAGCCGACUAUUGGUGUUGAGGUUCAUCCUCUGGAUUUCCAUACUAAUUGUGGAAAGAUUAGGUUUUAUUGCUGGGAUACUGCAGGGCAGGAGAGGUUUGGUGGGCUCAGAGAUGGAUAUUAGUACUUAAAAAUUUUCAAGGGGAAAAAGAGAUGGGACUCAAUGAGGUAUUGGAUUGCCCGGAUGAAGGGCCUAGAAGCUUAGCAUCACUUUAGGCCUAGCACCGUGUGAAUUAGAGUUGAUCGAGACGCUAAUACAUGAAGUGGACCUCUCGGAGGAAGAGGCCGAGGCAUCCCUCGACCUCCUGAACGAGGCCAACGGGGCCCUCAUCAGUGCCUUUCUUGUCUUCUUGAGAGCCAAAGGUGAAACCUUUGAGGAGAUGUGUAAAGGACAUCUGAAACUAGGGAUUCCUUUAAAAUGCAAUUAACUGAAUAUGAAUGAGAUAAAGAAGCUAGUAGGCAACACAAUGCACUACAUGAAACAGAGCCAUUCGAAAUUUGGAAAGUGGAUUUUCCUUCGUUAAACCUUAUCUUUGACAGUUUUGCAUCUUCGUGACUAUAUGCUAAAGUUGGAUGCUUUUUUGGAGGUUGGAUACUUGGAUUUCACUACAAGGUGUUUGUAGGAUGGGAGCCAGAUAUCAUGUUACCCUUCAUACAGUAAUGAAGAUGGCUAAAACAUUACAACGAUUUGGGAUGAAAAGAGCAUUGGUAGUUCAUUCAGAGUGUUUAGAUGAAAUAAGUCCACUUGGACCUGGAUAUCUUCUUGAUGUGACACCAACAAAGAUUGACAAGUUCCAUUUAGAUCCAUUGGACUUUGGUAUUCCUCGCUGCACCCUUCCAAGCCUAAAAGGAGGAGGUCCAGAAUUCAAUGCCAGAGUUCUUAGGAACGUACUUUCUGGUGAAAAAGGAUCAAUUGCAGAUGCUAUUGAUGUGAGAAGAUAUGUGGAGGAAGCAGGGAUAGGUUUCAUGAUGUCUCCAAUAUAUCAUCCAGCAAUGAAAAUUAUCAGUCCAGUGAGGAAGAAGCUCAAAGUGAAGACAGUCUUCAACAUUCUAGGUCCUUUGUUGAAUCCGGCAAGAGUACCCUAUGCUGUUGUUGGUGUUUACAAUGAAGAUAUAGUAAUGAAGAUGGCUAAAGCAUUGCAACGAUUUGGGAUGGAAAGAGCAUUGGUAGUUCAUUCAGAGGGUUUAGAUGAAAUAAGUCCACUUGGACCUGGAUAUCUCCUUGAUGUGACACCAACAAAGAUUGACAAGUUCCAUUUUGAUCCAUAAACUGAAGCAAGGAGCUGCCGCAGGUCUGGGUGCUGCUUGGACACAAUAUUUAUGGUCUCAGAUUCUUUAAUCAAACAGCAUUGCAUCUCAAUAAUAAUAAAAGUGUAAAAUAAUAACAAUAAUACUCCUUGGGCGCCAUACAGAGUUCUGAGAGUUGGUUCAUAUUGUUAUCCAAGUUAAGCUGAGGCAGAGUCACGAGCGACGUUGAAGUUUGGCAGAGAUCAGGCAGAAGAUAGUCUUUGAUGGUUCAGCACAUCCUUGUUGCAAGGAAGGUUAUCGUCAAGUAUGGGACUUUUGAUAAUGCGUUUGAUAAUGCUUGUACACUUUGACUAACAUUGUCAAAAUAUCAAAGUCGUUCAGAAAGAGAAAGGUGAGAAAGAAGAAAAAGUCAGAAGGUUGAGUGGCUUAAUUUUAUGAAUUUGCUUUUCUUAACAUGGAUCUGUUUUUUUAACAGUUUAAUA